GGUCAAUCAUACUUAGCUGGAACACGUGUACUUGCUGAUAUAUAUAUAUAUAUGCCUUUAAUCCCUAUUUCACUAUUUCAGCACAUUUCUAACUAAAAAACUCACCAGAAGGCAUAUCCCACUUUUCUUUCAUUCCACAAAUCCAACUUUGCGGGAUGCUGAGGAGAUAUUAAGCAGCGGGAAGAUCAUCGGUCAUGGCGGCGUGGUACUCCCCAGCUUUCCGGUGGCUGGAGGAGUUAGAUUUCUCGUUGCCAUCAGCUGGAAGUUUCAGGUGGCCGGGAGUGUUUGAUUUCUCCUACUUUACUUCGGGGUGGAACUUGAACUUGUCGAGCUUCAGGAUAUGGUUCGAUUUUUCUAUAGUUGAUGAUGUGCUGUGGACCUUGGUGACUGUGGUGGAGUCCUUGGUUUUGGCUGCCAUGCUCUGCUUCUUCUUUCUCUUCUGUGGUUGUACCCUCUGAUUCUUUGAUCCUUUAUGUUUUGUUUUAGCUUCUUAGAUGAAUAGACAUAGACUGUACAUGUCUUAGUAUUAUAUAAUUUUGGUUUUUUGUGGUGGUGAAAUUUCGUAACAGGGUGAAACAGGCAUACAUUUUAUGAUUAUGGGUUGAGUACGUUAAAAGUGGACUUGAUUUUAUUUACUGCA
Messenger RNA from Rosa rugosa (rugosa rose), 640 nucleotides. RefSeq lists its product as uncharacterized. The transcript has a single exon. NCBI's taxonomy places the organism in Eukaryota, Viridiplantae, Streptophyta, Magnoliopsida, Rosales, Rosaceae. The record is from RefSeq and is a predicted model, not a curated record. Bases 195 to 458 code for a protein of 87 amino acids.